This is a messenger RNA of Gracilinanus agilis (Agile Gracile Mouse Opossum), 2553 nucleotides long. It is a transcript of the gene ARFGAP3, whose product is annotated as ADP ribosylation factor GTPase activating protein 3. The transcript is spliced from 16 exons. Gene Ontology annotation, molecular function: GTPase activator activity. The record is from RefSeq and is a predicted model, not a curated record. Lineage: Eukaryota; Metazoa; Chordata; Mammalia; Didelphimorphia; Didelphidae. Gene Ontology annotation, biological process: COPI coating of Golgi vesicle. The coding region runs from base 1 to 1530 and encodes 509 amino acids.
AUGUCUGCAGUACUUCGCAACUUGUCAGGUGGGAAGAUCUUGGCGGUGUGUUUUGACUGUGGUGCCAAAAAUCCCAGCUGGGCCAGCAUCACGUAUGGGGUGUUUCUCUGUAUCGAUUGCUCAGGCACUCAUCGGUCUCUCGGGGUUCACCUGAGCUUUAUUCGGUCUACUGAAUUGGAUUCUAACUGGUCUUGGUUUCAGCUGAGAUGCAUGCAAGUUGGAGGGAAUUCCAAUGCUUCUUCCUUCUUCCAUCAACAUGGCUGUACAACAAAUGAUACCAAUGCCAAGUAUAAUAGUCGUGCUGCUCAGCUUUACAGGGAGAAGAUUAAAUCUCUCGCCUCUCAAGCUGCUCGGAAGCAUGGUACUGAUUUGUGGCUGGAAAGCUGUGCAGUGCCACCGUCAUCGCCCCAACAGAAAGAGGAGGAUUUCUUUGCGUCCCACGCUUCUCCCAAGGUUGGCAGCCCAGAGUGGGCAUCAGCACAACCAGAGCCAGUUUCUUUAGGGCCAAGUUCUUCAGAAACCAUACCAGGAAGGAAUGAAGGUGGACCAGAGCGAGGACCAAGCGUUGAUGGCCUCAGUAUGUCACCCAAAGCUUCAUUAGAUGUUUCUUCUCUCAUAAAAAAGAAACCAGCUCAAGCUAAAAAAGGGCUUGGAGGCAAAAAGGGGGGCCUGGGUGCCCAGAAAGUGAGCGCCACGAGCUUCAGCGACAUCGAAAAGCAAGCCCAGGCCGUGGAGAAGAGGAAGGAGCAGGACGAGCUCCAGGCGUCCAAGGAAGAGCCCAUAGUGUCGUCGCUACGACUAGCCUACAGGGACCUGGAGAUUCAAAUGAAGAAAGAUGAGAAGAUGGAUUUCAGCGGUAAAAAGAAGAUCGAGUCGGAGAGACUCGGCAUGGGCUUUGGGAAUACCAGAAGUGGCGUUUCCCACUCCGUGACUUCAGACAUGCAGACCAUAGAGCAGGAGACGCCCACUCUGGCCAAACCGAGGAAGAAGUACAGCGACGACAAGGACGAUUCCUAUUUCACCUCAUCCAGCACAAGGUACUUCGAAGACCCUACUGAGACAAGAAGCAGCCCCAUCAUUAAAUGGGACGACAGCUCAGACCUGUUUUGGAAGAACGAGCCUUUCAGAGAUACAGAAACCAUCCUGAGCCCGAAAGGGAUGGGCUACACUGACAGACCUACUUCGCGUCGCAAGCCUGAUUAUGAGCCAGCUGGAAAUACAGAUGAGGCACAAAAAAAAUUUGGCAACGUCAAAGCAAUUUCAUCAGACAUGUAUUUUGGAAGACAGGAACAGGCUGAUUAUGAAACAAGGGCUCGGCUGGAGAGACUCUCCGGAAGCUCCUCCAUAAGUUCAGCUGACUUGUUUGAUGAGCAGAGGAAACAGUCUUCAGGAAACUACAACCUUAGCAACGUGUUGCCGAAUGCCCCGGACAUAACGCAGUUCAAACAAGGAGUGAGAUCGGUGGCCGGGAAGCUCUCGGUCCUGGCCAACGGAGUCAUGACGUCCAUUCAGGAUCGCUACGGUUCCUAAUCACCCGGCCCGCGACAAUGGCGUGUGGCUGCGCUGCCCUCGGGGUUCCCGGCUUGUCCGUCAGCCCAGCCCGCGAGUGCUGUCACAUCGAGAGUCCGGCCGCCUGUCUGUCGAGCUGGGGCUUUGGGGGGGUUCGCUUUCUUUUUGAGAGAUUCUUUUUCUUGCUGUAGUAGAAGCGUUUUAGUAAUUUCUGUUAAUUUAUGGUCCAUAUUGAUUCCCUGCCCUGGCCCACACACCUGGGGCCCUCCACGGGCAGCCCCUUCUGGGUCAGGACCCACGUCCCGCCACGGCCAGGCGCCUGAGAGUGGCCGAAGGAUGGGGCCGGCGGCCCUCCACCUCCCGAGCCAACCUCCCUUCUCCAUGGAGCUGGCACCGGGCCUGGGGCUCUCAGAGCUGCCGGCAGCCGGUGCUUCCAGCAGUCCGGAGGUGGGAAAGGCCCCGCGCAGACACUUCCCCACGAGGGACUGUUGCCAGUCCAGGUCCCCGAGCGCUCGGUUCUGGACAGCUUCCUACAUCCCGUGUCCCUGUUUGAAAGUCAUGGGAGGACUGUGUUGACAACAUUAUUUCCCUUUUAAAAUUGUUAACUUUGUAUGAAAUACCGAAUUUUUUAAACUUUCCAAUGAGUGCAUUAAAUAAAUUUAAGAUUUCCUGUAGCUUCAAGAAUGGCUUAGUGGUGCCGCUCGCUCGCGAGGCAGGGCCUCGGACGUGGGAGAGAUGGGAGCCGAGGACUCGCGCAUCAGCUCUCUCUGGCCAGCCAAAGUGUGUGGAAGGGGAGGAGGCAGACGGUCCCCACGUCACCUCCGUCACAGCGGGCGAGGGCGCUGGGGGGACAGGGAAGCUCUUGGCUUUCCCCGAAUCCUGGCUUUCAGCCAAUCAAUAAGCUGCUGGUGGUUUGGGCCGCAGAAGAGAGGCGAGAAAUCGGGGGAACUAGAACAUUGGUUUCAGCUGAAUGUCUGAUGAAUAUAUUUCUUUAAAUGAUCUCAAAUUUGUAAACUUCUCAAGCUAAUAAAUCUUUGCAACAGA